CUGGUUUUCUUCCUCCCCAUUUCAUUUUAUAUAUAUAGUUUUUUUAAAAUGUUCUGCAUCAUGACCAAAGUAUUUGUUCUGUGCCUGUGGAUUCUCCUCCGAGUGGAUUCCCUCACGUACCCGGCCGUCAUCCUCCCCCAAGACCCGACUCUCCGCAUCGGCUCCUCGCUCACGGCCAACUGUUCAGUUGCUGCCGACUCGAGCCUGCGAGCCGAAGACCUUUACUGGACUCUGAACGGCCGGCGGCUCCCGUCGCAGACGUACAAGGUCCUCAGCGCCAACACCCUGGGUGUCACGAUCUCUAACCUGAACGGAUCGCAGCAGCAGUCGGGGGACAACCUGGUCUGCCACAGCAAGGAAGGCGGAGGCAUUUUGGCCGGAUCCUGUCUCUAUGUAGGAUUGCCGCCAGAGAAACCGACGAACAUCUCCUGCUGGUCCAAAAAUCUAAAGGACCUCACCUGCAGGUGGGCCCCUGGGACAGAGGGAGAGACUUACCUGCACACCAAUUACACCCUGAAGUACAAAUUGAGGUGGUACGGGCGAGACAACGUCUGCCGGGAAUAUCACACGGCCGGGCCCUACACCUGCCACAUCCCAAAGGACUUGGCGCUCUUCACGCCCUACGAGAUUUGGGUCGUAGCCACCAACCGGCUGGGGGAAUCCACGUCCGACGUGGUCAUGCUGGACAUUGUGGACGUAGUCACGACCGACCCGCCCUCAGACGUCCACGUCAACCGCGUCGGCGACCUCGAGGACCAACUGAGUGUCCGCUGGAGUGCCCCUCCGGCCCUGAAGGACUUCCUCUUCCAAGCCAAGUACCAGAUUCAGUACCGCGUAGAGGACAGCACCGAGUGGAAGGUGGUUGACAACGUGGGCAACCAAACCUCGUGCCGGCUCGCGGGGCUGAGGCCCGGCACGGUCUACUUCGUCCAGGUGCGCUGCAACCCCUUCGGCAUCUAUGGGUCCAAGAAGGCCGGUAUCUGGAGCGAAUGGAGCAACCCCACGGCCGCCUCGACCCCUCGGAACGGACGGGCGCCGGGGGUCUGCGAACCCAAAAGCGGGGAGCACAACAACACGUUGCGCCGGGAGCUGAAGCAGUUUUUCGGCUGGAUGCGCAAACAUGGAAGUUGCGCAAGCCUGAGUAUCAAAAUGUACGAUCAGUGGCGGGUCUCGCUCCAGAAGUCACACAAAACACGGAACCAGGUAGGUCCUCUCCGGCGAUAAGUCCUAGCGGCAUCCGAAAAGGGCAGAAGAGGAGUAAAAGCAGUGGGGCGGCCGGUUCUCCCGGGUGGCGAGCCGAGGAAUCGGGCAGCAUCGUCGGAAAGGGGGGCGGAAGAACCGCGUGGAGCCGUGUCGGCACCCAAACCCGUCACCAACCGGCCAAUCA
Molecule: messenger RNA, 1387 nt
Organism: Podarcis raffonei (Aeolian wall lizard)
Lineage: Eukaryota; Metazoa; Chordata; Lepidosauria; Squamata; Lacertidae
Gene: CRLF1
Product: cytokine receptor like factor 1
Exons: 8
Coding region: 49-1224 (391 amino acids)
Biological process (GO): cytokine-mediated signaling pathway
Cellular component (GO): external side of plasma membrane
Molecular function (GO): protein binding; cytokine receptor activity
Source: RefSeq, a predicted model, not a curated record